Messenger RNA from Ceutorhynchus assimilis (cabbage seed weevil), 1191 nucleotides. The record is from the annotation of a GenBank genome assembly. Lineage: Eukaryota; Metazoa; Arthropoda; Insecta; Coleoptera; Curculionidae.
AUGAAAUCAAUAAUUUUUUUCCUUUUCUGCGUUCAUUUGAUCAACUGUGACAAUUACUAUAGAAGUCAGAGAGUGCAGACCUCCUACAAUCCUCAAACUGACUUGGAAUGGAGUGGAUAUAGUUACAAUAUUGACGAUGGAAAGUGUGCCGGACAAAAAUUGGUAGAUGAAGAUGUGAGGAAGGAAGCUGACCAAUAUGCAUACAAAAAAACAUCAUUCACUUGGACAGGUCGUGGCAUGUUCCACAUAACGUGUGUCCGUGUCCUGAACCAUAUGACCAGGGACAGUAACGCAGCUGAAACUAGAAUAAGCGACGGAGGUGUUGGACAAGGACAAGUCCGCGUCGAAAUGCGUUCCAAGCUGUCCCAGCCCACAGAUUUCCACAUUGAAAUUUGGGGCGAGGAAACUAGACCGCAAGCCUCGAAUAUGGCUGUUAUGACUAGUUUACCUAAUAGCGUUAUGUAUAUAAACGGAAAGAUGUAUUGUGCAGGAUCUGGCAUUGGUAGAGCCACUUGCCAGUUGCUAGCCAAAGAAGGUGCCACCGUUUUAGCAGCAGAUAAAAUAUUAUCAAGCGCAGAAGAAACUGUAAAAUUAUUACCUCAAGAUCAGAAGCAUUUAUCAGUGCAACUAUCGGUCGAGAAUAAGGAAAAUGUCAAAGAAGCAUUGGAAAAUGCUAUCAAAAUCUACUCCAAACCGCCCAGUAUAAUUGUUAAUGCUGCCGGAAUCACACGGGAUAAUUUUUUGGGGAAAUUGUCAGAAGAGGAUUUUAUGGAAGUAAUUGAUGUAAAUUUGAAGGGUACAUUUCUAAUAGUGCAACAUUUUGCCAAUGCGCUAGUCAAACAUCAAGUUGGCAAAGCUUCGAUAAUCAACAUUGGCAGCAUCGUAGCUAAAUAUGGUAACAUGGGCCAAGCAAACUAUUGUGCCAGCAAAGCAGGCGUCGAUUUAUUAACUAAAGUAGCUUCUAAAGAGUACGCUAAAAUGGGUAUAAGAGUUAACACAGUUUUGCCCGGCAUGAUUUCAACUCCUAUGACUUUAGCUGUACCUGAAAAGGUUAAAGACAAAUUUUUGGCGAUGAUACCUUUGGGGAGAUUUGGACAACCAGAAGAGGUGGCUGAAGUUAUUCUGUUUCUUGCUUCGGAUAAAAGUUCUUACAUAAAUGGUGCUUCUAUUGAAGUUACUGGAGGAUUUUGA